UAAACACUUUUGAUUUCACUUUUCUUAUAUUUUAAUUUUUAUUAUACUUAACUAUUUUCAAAUAAUAACAGAAUUAUUUUUAGUCAGAGCAUAAAAUUACAAGUAUUAAAACUCAUAAUAAUUAAUAUAAAACUAUCGUAAUUGUUCGAUGUUGAUAUCACAUAAUUUCCAUCAAUAAAGGAAGGAUAUAAAUUAUAUAAUGCAUACAAACGUUUUAAAUUGAUUGCCAAACAUGACUUUGUCGGGAUAUUGAGAUACAUUGUAUUGUUUACGAAGGCAGUACGUUAUACGCAAUACCGGCGGGCAUGAUCGUUUAACCUUACUAGCCAAUUAGUAUAAUAUCACCCUCAGCAACAUGCAGUCCUGGCUGCAAAACAGAUGGACCAGCCUCUCCCUCCUUAUUAUGGCCUUAGGAGGCUUAAUGUUGUUCCUGUAUGGAUUUUUUCCACUAAAAUAUCAUUCAGGAACCCUGGCCCAUAUGGAUGACUUACCUAACUUUAUUGAUGGUAUCAGUAUUGAUGGUCAUGAAGUAUACAAAACUGAGGAAAACUCAGUAAUCCUUAUGGUCAUUGAUGGCUUACGCUAUGACUUUGUCACUGAUGAGUAUAUGCCAUACACUGGGCAACUACUGAAAAAUAAAUCUGCCUGUAUUUAUGUGUCAGUGGCUGAACCACCAACAGUCACUAUGCCUAGGAUUAAGUCACCACAGAGAAAGAAGGAAAAGGCACAAUGGAGACGCACCAUAAACUUCUGGAGGGAUAUAUUUGCUAUGAUGACAGGCAGCGUCUCAACAUUCGCCGAUGUGGCUCUGAAUUUCGGUGCGCCGGCCGUUCGUGGCGACAGCGUGCUGCGAGUCGCCGCAUCUAGAGGACGCCGCUCCGUUAUGUACGGCGAUGACACCUGGCUAAGACUGUUCCCCGGACUUUGGGCGGAAUAUGACGGAACCACGUCGUUUUAUGUCACAGACUACACCGAAGUAGAUAAUAAUGUAACAAGGCAUUUAGACAAAGUUCUCGCUCCGGAUGAGAAGAUGAAACCAAGUUUCGAUUUCCUAGUACUACAUUACUUAGGUUUAGACCACAUUGGACAUUUAGAAGGCGCUCGCAGCCCUAUGAUUAAGCCUAAACUAUUAGAGAUGGAUGCUGUAGUUAAAAAAAUAUACACAGCAAUGCAAAAAUGGGAUCGUGCAGGCACGCUGAUCGUGUGCGGUGACCACGGGAUGCGGGACGCGGGAGGACACGGAGGCGCCUCGCCCGCUGAACUACUCGUGCCGCUCGUGCUCGCACGCACGCCACUCUUCCAAUGCCCGCAUCCAGCGGGUCCGGGCCCGACUGUGGCCCAGGUGGACGUGGCGCCAUCUGUGGCGUGGCUGUUGAACGCGCCAAUACCGGGCGAGAGCGUCGGCCGACUGCUACCAGCACUGCUGCCGUCCGACCUUCGCCAGCAUCUGUACCUGCUGCACGUGCUGGCCGCGCAUAAUGCACGCCAAGGAGUACCUACCGAUGCUGAAUAUUACAAGCAAUUUCAACGCGCCCAAUCACAAUUCGCCCAUUACCUAGCAACCGGGCAGCAGAGCGCUGCUAAAAUAGCCAAGGACUUCUAUGAAGAGUCUCUCGAAGCAAUGUCCAAGUAUCUCUCUGAGCAGAUGGUCGAUCUGGAUAUGUUUGCUAUUGGCAUUGCUGUCGUCAUUCUGUACUUUAUCGCCAUCACCCUGUUUUGUAUAACACUAUAUUCUCUACAACCAGAACAGACCCGUAAAACAAGUACGGGCCAUCAUCGCAAAUCCUCUGCGGGUUUAUUUGUCGCAUUCAUCAUAGUACUGAUCAUCUGCACUAUUAUCCUCGUAAUAUCCUGUUUCAUCACAGAAACCAAGAGCCAGUUCUGUUCUUUCAACUCCGCCUGGAUUUUAGUCUUUGCAUUAACAGCCUGUGUCUUAACUAUGUCCUAUUUUAUAGCUAAAACUGCUAUUGAGAACACAAAGAAUUUAACAACACUAAAUGAUUUCAAUAUUAUGGAUUACUUAUUAAUAUUUGGUACAGUGUUUCAUUCGUGGUCGUUUUUCGGUACCAGUUUUAUAGAAGAGGAACAUAUGACAUGGUAUUUCUUGUGGAAUACUCUAAUGCUCUUCAUAUUGCUACGGACAGUAGUGGUAGUGAUAAUGUAUGUGGGGAAGAUGUUCAUUGGAGCCACUGAGGUGCAGGAGAAACCGGAACUCUAUAAAAAGAUGGACUUCAAUAUUGGUUUGCUGCCGAAAUGGGUGUUACUCAUUGCUUUACACAGGUAUCUUAGAACGAUGAAUCAAACUGGAGACAGGUGGCUAUUUUUGCCAGACACAGCGGACUGGUUGAACGCGCCCGAAAAUUCUAUAUACUUACAGGCCCAUUUAGUCAUCGGAACUAUUCUUACAUUGACAAUUUGUCUAUGGAAUAUCCGGUACAUGAACAACGUGAUGCAUAUGCACACUGCAUUCACAAUAGCAGCCGCGGUCUGCAUACUAUGCUAUCGAAUAAAUACGAAAGCACUAGGGUCACCCUUCGACGAUAUACAAUCCUGGGACCCGGUGACCAUAGUGAACUUUUUCUGGGGAGUCCUCAUAGCACAGUUUGUUUUCGAGAUAUUAACAUAUAUUGGAACAUUCAAGAUUUGCAGCAUACAUACUGGUACUUCAAGAGCCAACAAUAAGUUUAUUUACAACAAGCCAAAAGCGAAACGUGAAGAUUAUUUUUACGAUCCCCUUGUAGAAGAACCGUGGAAUCUUGAUGAAGUAAAAUUAAGUUUGGCACGUUCAGUUUCGCACCUUAUGUUGAAUUAUAUAAUGCUUAUUGUUAUUUUGCUGAUGCGGCCGCACAAUGUUAUAAUGGUACCGAGUGUUUUCAUAACAUGUAUGUUGACUUCGAAAUGCUUAGAUCAUAAACUAUUGGAUACUAGACCUGGAAGGAAUACAGACAUAGUCGACACUUUGAGUCAAGUGCUAGUGCAUCUGUGGAUCGGUCAGGUGUUUUUCUUCUAUCAGGGCAACAGCAACAGCCUGGCGUCGGUGGAUCUGGGCUCGGGCUAUGUGGGACUGCGUGAGUACUGCGCGGUGCGAGUGGCGCUCCGUAUGGGGCUGCACGCGUACGGCGGGCCUGCUGUUGCAGGCGCAACACUAUUCGCACAUAUCGCCACGGCGCCAUCCUGGCACCAGUACUUACAAACGUUGUGGAGAACUGUAAACAUAUUCGCUGUGCAUCGAACAUACGCGGUGGCAUUAUAUUGCAUAGUGACGGUGUUCUUCAGGCACCAUCUCUUUGUAUGGACAGUAUUCUCUCCUAAGCUACUGUAUGACUUUGUAGCGACGGUAUUCACUAUACAAGCGUUGACAUCAAUAGCACAAAUCGUUGGUCUAACGCAUUUUACGAGCUGGCUCGCUAAAACUCUUACUUAUAAAUCAAGACUGUGAUAACAAUGCUUUAUAGUUCAUUAUAAUAUCGUUCAUAGUAUAAAUAGUAUGAUACUGUUAAUUUUUUAUACUGUCAUUAUUAUCGUAGAGUAUGUUGGGUCUUAACAUGAACUUUACGUAAGUUCCUAAAUAUCAAAGACAUUUAAAAAAAACAAUGAUUUUAUAAUAUAAAGUAUAUCUCUCCAGGCGUAUUGACUAGUUUGCACUAAUCAAGUCACAAGCUAAGAUAAAAUACUUUAUUUAGAACUAGUGACCCGCCUAUGCCCAAUACAGACAUAGGCUGUCACUCAGAAAAAUAUCUGUUGAACAGUGACAUCGGUGCCGUGGUUCCGAAAUUUGCUUUAUACCAUGUGCACUGUAGCAUGGUACCGGUGACAGUUUCAAUAACGUUUGGUUUCACUCUUUAAAGUUGUCGCCACAGUUGAAAUAUUUACAAAUUAUUUUAGCUGUACCACUUCUGCAAUAUAUUAAAUCAUUAAUAACUGUAGUAACUUAAAUUUAACCCAGCCAGAAUGUUCAGGUCGACUAAUAAAGGCAACUGUCACCCGCACCAUGCUAUAGCGCACAUGGUAUAGGUACUCGUAACUAAAUCCGUUCUCUCUCUCUCUUUUUCUCACUUUAUAAGCAUAAAUUAAAUUAUAUAUUCUUAAGUCUCGACAAGCUCUACUGAUAAUAAAAUACUGGUAUCACUAUAAUAGUAUUUUGUUGUUUUAGUUCAUCAGUAUUAAGAUAUUCUAAGUUUUAAAAGAGACACUAACUAGUACCGUAGCCAUUGCUAGAAUGAUAUAGAAAUAUAGAAUUGUUCAUUAAAUAAAUAUCCUUUAUAUAAAUAAAAGUGCCAGCUAUAAGCUAACAAAGUUUGCGCUAAUAAGAUGAACCAUGUGGCAACGCAUUAACUUAGAAACAAAUAAAAUGGUCAAUCAUUGAAUGUCUCGUAUAGAUCGCAAACGAA
Achroia grisella is the source of this 4391-nucleotide messenger RNA. RefSeq names its product GPI ethanolamine phosphate transferase 2 (gene PIG-G). The record is from RefSeq and is a predicted model, not a curated record. Lineage: Eukaryota; Metazoa; Arthropoda; Insecta; Lepidoptera; Pyralidae. Gene Ontology annotation, biological process: GPI anchor biosynthetic process. The coding region runs from base 356 to 3439 and encodes 1027 amino acids. The transcript has 13 exons. Gene Ontology annotation, cellular component: endoplasmic reticulum membrane.